CAAGGGCCCUCUCAGACAACAACACCACCACACCAACACACCACUUUCCUGCACUCUCUCCUACGCAAACUUGCUUCCUCUUUUCAGACAAAUAACCCUCCCUACGAUACCUCCACAUAUUCUCCAGCCAUGGAUCAAAUCAGGGCGAGAAUGGCGGCGCUCCGUUUGGAGGCCGACGACAGUGCCGCGAAAGCCGAAGAAUACAAGAUGAAGCUGAAGACGUUGGAGACGGAGAACAUGCAGAAGGAGCAGGAAAUCACCUCGUUGUCACACAAGAACCAAGUCCUCGAGAGCGAGGUGGAGAAGCUCGAAGAGUCAGUUAAAAAAUUCAAAGGCGAAGCCGAGUCGGGAGCGCAAGCCGGAGGCCAGGCCGACAGCAUGCAACGCAAAAUCCAGUUACUCGAAGAAGAGGCUGAGGAGUCUGACAGAACCAUCCGUGAGCUGAACGAGAAACUCCGCCAAACCGACGUUAAAUCCGGCCAUUACGAACGCAAAGUGCAAGCCCUCGAGCAGGCACGCGACCAGUGGGAAUCCAAGUAUGAAGAGAUGGCUAAGAAAUACGCCGAUAGCCAGAAGGAGCUCGACACCUUAGCCAUUGAUAUUGGUAACAUCUAAUCUCUAAGUCAUACUUCUCCUUCUUGGUGAUUGACGCAUGUGUCAGUGAACAGCUGAGUGGGCAUGGUCAAUCGGAUCUUGGUUGGGCGUGUGGACAUCGAAUCGGGCGGCGGAAACCCCCUUUACACUGCAUAUCUCUUUGUUUCUUCGUGGCUGGCUUGAGAGGAUGACAGGACUGUACGCUUCAGAGACUCUUUCUUAAGCGCUACAAAUACAUUGUUGGAAGUUCGUCCCCUAACCUGUUGGCACAUGCCUGACUGGUGCUGGUGAUCUGCCGUCAAGACUUUUGGAGGCCAUAUUAGGACACCACCAACACGCAUUCAAGCACGUAUUGGUUUGGUGCCGGUUAACCGCUGCUCAAACGUCUCUCGAAAUAUCACUUCGAAACAACCAUAGAAUCAUAGCGGGUUAUUCGAAAGUCUCAUAGCUGGGUAU
This is a messenger RNA of Lindgomyces ingoldianus, 1050 nucleotides long. RefSeq names its product tropomyosin. The record is from RefSeq and is a predicted model, not a curated record. NCBI's taxonomy places the organism in Eukaryota, Fungi, Ascomycota, Dothideomycetes, Pleosporales, Lindgomycetaceae. The transcript is spliced from 3 exons. Bases 130 to 615 code for a protein of 161 amino acids.